This is a messenger RNA of Meloidogyne enterolobii, 887 nucleotides long. Lineage: Eukaryota; Metazoa; Nematoda; Chromadorea; Rhabditida; Meloidogynidae. The record is from the annotation of a GenBank genome assembly.
UGACACAUGUCACGUCCCGAACUUUUACCACCGGUACACUACACUACAGCCCAAAAAUCUACCAAUUCGUCACCUAGGCGGAAUAAAUAAAUCUCGUCACUUAAUAAAAAUUAAGGCACUUUCUCUUCUAACAAGCGAGCUCAUCAGUCCAACUGUAGAAGAAACGGCACUUCAACUAGCUGUAGAAUUUAUAGCAGAAUCAAAAGACAAAGAACUAAUAAAUGAACUAAUAUCUUAUUUAAUGGGGGAAAGAGAGGGGGGAGAUGGAAUCCCUAAAGACCCAAAAUAUUUAUUCCAAUUAUACGUCAAAUUGUCGAUGCACGAGGAAGGGGCUAAAACAGCCUUGAUUAUAGCACAAGAACAACAAUUUAAAGGGUUUUAUAAGACUGCACAUGACCUUUUGUUUGAAAUGUACCAAACUCUCAAACGUGAAAAAAUUAAAAUUCCUUCUGAAAUGGAAAAUGCUUUAAUGCUUCUACAUAGCUACAAUAUUGUUAAGGGCCUUUUGAAACGUGGGGAUAAUUAUACUGCGGCUAAAUUGCUAUGCCGAGUUUCUGAAAAUAUUGGACAGUUUCCAGCUCAUGCAGCACAAAUACUCACGUCAUGCGUGAUUACCUGCACAAAGGGUAGAACGGAUUUUUAAAUUAUAUAAAGUUCAACUUAAGCCGGUCUGAAAGCCUCAGCCUUCAAAACAGCCUCUCAAUUAUUCCAACCAAUUUAUAGACAAAAAAUUGACGAAAAAUAUAAAAAGAAAAUUGAAUUGGUUAAAAUUUGGGCAGAAUGCUGAAGACCCAAAUGAACGUCUCCAGCCGUGCCCUUACUGUGGGACGCCUGUAAAUGAAUUUAAUUUGAGUUGUAGUAACUGUCAGGCAAAUAUUCCUUAUUGU